Tauraco erythrolophus (red-crested turaco) is the source of this 1162-nucleotide messenger RNA. The record is from RefSeq and is a predicted model, not a curated record. Lineage: Eukaryota; Metazoa; Chordata; Aves; Musophagiformes; Musophagidae.
GGUUAUCAACGCUGAGAAGUCAGAGUUCAACGAGGACCAGGCGGCCUGCUGUCAGAUCUCCAUCCGGAGGAGAGAGCUGGGCCUGGAGGAGGACGAGGAAUGGCUGAUCCUGUGCUCCACACAGUUUCUGACUGGUUACUACUGGGCGCUGUUUGAUGGCCAUGGUGGCCCAGAAGCUGCCAUCAUCGCCUCCAACUAUUUGCACUACUGCAUCAAGCAGAAGCUGGAGGACAUUGUGGGGGGCAUCACAGAGGCUCGUCCCCCCAUGCAUCUGAGCGGACGCUGCGUCUGUGACAGCGACCCCCAGUUUGUGGAGGACAAGCACAUCCACGCAGAAGACCUGGUGGUGGGAGCCCUGGAGAAUGCCUUCCAGGAAUGCGAUGAAGUCAUCGGCCAGGAGAUGGAAGCUACAAACCAGACGGGAGGCUGCACUGCUCUGGCUGCCUUUUAUUUCCAGGGAAAGCUCUAUGUGGCUAACGCUGGGGACAGCAGGGCGAUUCUUGUUCUGAAGGACAACGUUGUGCCCAUGAGCUGUGAGUUCACACCCGAGACAGAGAGGCAGCGAAUCCAGCACUUGGCUUUUCUCUUCCCCAAGCUCUUGGAUGGUGAGUUCACACGCUUUGAGUUUCCACGGAGGUUGAAGGCAGACGAUGUGGGCCAGAAAGUCCUGUACCGGGAUUACUUCAUGGAGGGCUGGGGAUACAAGACAGUGGAGAAAGCUGACCUCAAGUAUCCUCUUGUCCAUGGUCACGGGAAGCAGGCUCGCUUGCUGGGGACUCUGGCUGUCUCUCGAGGUCUGGGGGAUCAUCAACUCAAAGUCAUCGACACCAACAUUGAAGUCAAACCUUUCCUCUCCUGCAUUCCCAAGGUGAAUAUAUUUGACUUUGCUCUGCAUGAUGUUAAGGAAGAUGAUGUCCUCAUCAUGGCAACUGAUGGCCUUUGGGAUGUUCUGUGCAAUGAAGAGGUGGCCCAUAUGGUCAGGAGCUUCCUUGCAGAAAACAGGACAGAUCCUCACAGAUUUUCAGAACUGGCCAAGAGCCUGGUAUGCAGAGCAAGGGGAAAGAAGAAAGGCCACCAGUGGAUGCUGGAUGACAGCCACGAGGCGUCCUACGACGACAUCUCUGUAUUUGUCAUCCCAUUACACAACAGGGAUGAGGACUGA